UUCCUGUUGUCUUUUGCCUCUUACAGUAACAACGUUAUGUAUUCAUCCUAACAAGUUAUUUCGUAUUCAUUAAUAUGGGCUACAUCAACAGUCUGCUGUUUUUACUUCUCUUUGUGAAUACCAGCUUCAAGUGGGUUGAUUGCUGCAAACUUUGGGACGAAAUGCACCAAAAUUGCAAAGAUUGUUCUCCGGGGUAUGUGGGUAGCGAUUGUACGGAGCAAUGUCGCCAUCCGAACUACGGAACAGAUUGUCAGGGACUGUGCAAUUGUAGUAAAGAGUUCUGUGAUAUUGCCACUGGUUGCUUUUCACCUAAAGAUGGGUGUAGAGCUGGCUAUUAUGGUGACAGAUGUAUCAACAAAUGCCGAUAUCCAAACUUUGGGAAAGCAUGCCAAAAACGUUGUCAGUGUACCCAGUCCUUAUGCAGUUUUAUCACUGGAUGUGACGCCUCUGGAUAUGUAAAUUUGACGUCGGACACAAUUUCACAAUCCAUAACGCAAUACACCAUAGAAAGAACUGCAAUGGGGGUUAUAGUUUCAGUAUCUGUCUUGUCUUCCAUAAUAAUCUCGGCUGUCAUCUCCUUAAUCAUCUGGCGACGGAGGGGUCCAUAUAGAUCUACCAGGAGAGCAUCGCAAAAUAUUCCAGAAAAAGCGCAACAGAAAACAACCAAACAAACGACACAACAACCUAACCAUGCUUCUUCAAAAACCAACAAUAGAACAAACGUUUACAGUUCCUGUGAUAUUGCCGGGCCCAGUCAGUUAAAAACUGUCUCCAUGGAGGUCUAUACCGAUCUUUUACAGCUAGACUGUGAUCGUACGGCGCAACAGCGCGCGAGUGAAACAGACACUAUACUAUAUGAUAUCAGUUCUUGUACGUAUGAGCCCAUGAUGAGCUUUGUCAAAGAAGACAACUUGACACGGGUUUAACAUACC
Magallana angulata is the source of this 932-nucleotide messenger RNA. Its product is annotated as multiple epidermal growth factor-like domains protein 11. Gene Ontology annotation, molecular function: scavenger receptor activity. The record is from RefSeq and is a predicted model, not a curated record. The coding region runs from base 75 to 926 and encodes 283 amino acids. The transcript has 5 exons. NCBI's taxonomy places the organism in Eukaryota, Metazoa, Mollusca, Bivalvia, Ostreida, Ostreidae.